AUGACUAAAAAUAUUGACAAGGGACAAAGAAAAUUGAAGUAUAAACUAAGGCCUUUCAUUGAAGCUCAACCUUCAAAAUCAAGUAUUGAACCAGUGGAAUUAAAUGCAAUAGAUUUAUCUUUAUUUAGGGAAGGGCCAGAAUUUUUAGCGCAAAGGCAAAAAUUAGCCUCCAAAUUAGAGAAUACUUUAUCUACGUAUGGCUUUUUUUCAUUGAUCAAUCAUGGAAUUGAUAUACAGACUUUUGAUCGCUUAAGAUCAAUUGCCCAAUCUAUCUUAGAAUUACCCGAAGAGAUUAAAAGAAACCACCUCGCUGGUGCUUUAAAAUCGGAUGAAGAAGUUAGGUCUAAGUCUUUAGGUGGUGAAAUAGGAGCAGGCUUUAAACCUAGAGGUUGUUGGCUGAUGAAAAAUGGAGUAGUGGAUGCAAUAGAACAUUAUAAUUUUAGAGAUUUACAACAACCGGAAUUUUUCAACGAAGAUAAAAAUUAUCCAGAUUUAGUUAGAUAUUACUUGUCAGAAGUACUUAUCAGAAUUUCUAGUUAUUAUAGAUUUUUGCACUCCUCGAUUUUAAGAAAGUUAACAAUAUUAUGCGAUCUUAUUUUGGAACUUCCGGAAGGAUUUCUUUGGGAAAAUUACUUUAAGGUCACUGAAAAUGAUCAUAAUAAUUCCGGUAAUGGUUUUGGAAGAUUCAUUUUAUAUCAUUCAAUGGAUCCUAAGGAGGAGAAAAUGGUAGACAAAAAUUGGCUUAGAGGUCAUUCAGAUGGUUCUGCUUUUACAUUUAUUACUUCGCAGCCGAUUAUGUCCCUACAAAUUAGGGAUUAUUUCACAGGUGAGUGGAAAUAUGUAGGUCAUACUCCAGGAGGGUUGAUAAUAAAUAUUGGAGAUGCUAUGGAAUUCAUCACUGGGGGAUAA
Messenger RNA from Debaryomyces tyrocola, 909 nucleotides. The record is from the annotation of a GenBank genome assembly. NCBI's taxonomy places the organism in Eukaryota, Fungi, Ascomycota, Pichiomycetes, Serinales, Debaryomycetaceae.